Aricia agestis (brown argus) is the source of this 879-nucleotide messenger RNA. RefSeq names its product facilitated trehalose transporter Tret1-like. Gene Ontology annotation, molecular function: transmembrane transporter activity. The transcript is spliced from 2 exons. The record is from RefSeq and is a predicted model, not a curated record. Gene Ontology annotation, biological process: transmembrane transport. Lineage: Eukaryota; Metazoa; Arthropoda; Insecta; Lepidoptera; Lycaenidae. Bases 10 to 879 code for a protein of 289 amino acids. Gene Ontology annotation, cellular component: membrane.
GUGCUACCGAUGGCUCCAUGCUGUUUUAUCGGAGGUUGGUUGAUCGAAAAAUUUGGAAGACGACAAACUCUUCGUACGUUAGGCAUACCCUUCUUUAUUGGUUGGAUUAUCAUCAUAUUUUCAACAAAUUUCACCCAAAUGAUUAUAGGAAGAUUUAUAAACGGGUGUUCGAUUGGGUUAUUGAAUCCUUCCAUGUCGGUUUUUAUUAGUGAGUCCUCUAGUCCUAAAUUGAGGGGUAUGUUUUUGGCUCUUCUCUCAUUUUCCUUUGCACUAGGUAUUUUUGUGUCACAUUUAAUCGGAACAUGGGUGUCAUGGCAGGGCACUGCAAUAAUAAGCGCUUUCCUUCCUAUGGCUUCAGUUAUCAUACUAGCGUUUGUUCCCGAAAGCCCCGUGUGGCUUUUAUCUAAAGGUAAAAUUGACGACGGAAUUAAGGCGUUUUAUUGGCUAAGAGGAUAUGGCGAAAACGCCAAAGACGAAUUAAAAGCCAUGAUCGAAAAAUUCAAGUCUACUGAACCAUCAACUGGAGUGUGGCGAAAUGACUUAAAAAAAUACAACACUCCAAAAUUCUUUAAGCCACUGAUUAUAACAAUAACAUUUUAUUUAACAUGUCACUAUUCUGGGGUCCACACAAUCACGUUUUAUUCUGUCGAUAUAAUAGAAAAAGCUGUGGGCGGUGGUAUAGAUCGCUAUGUAGCUAUGUUGACUAUCGAUGCGUUGAGGGUAAUUACCACAUUAAUUACUUUUUUGACGAGCAAAAAUUGUCCACGACGAACAUUGUGUAUACUCAGCGGCAGUUUGACUGCAGCAUCUAUGAUCGACGAUAAGACUAUCAAAGUGUCGAUGUCGUCAAGAAAGAUUACAGAAGCAACCAAAUCAUAA